AUGGUUGUACCGGGUCAUUGUGAUGGUGAAAGCAGCAGCGGAAGGGAGAGAGUGUUUGGGGAAGAGCAUUCGCAUCUAGCAUACACCGCCAGUGCACUUUUCGUUAUCCUUACAGUCAAAAGUGAUCAGCCCCGAAUCGAAGAGCUAAUGUCUCUGCACCACCUUGUCUCCCAGCGAGGCACGGCUUCUCUGCCACUCGUCCCCACCCCAUCCACUCCCUCCCUUCCGCCCGAGAUCCUCGAGUUCAUCUUCGAGGAGUGUGUUGCACAGGCGCACGCUCACAACGGAAAGGGUUGGCAGUUCCACUAUUGCGACCACCGGUGCUUGCUCGACUGGGUACAGAUAACUCAUGUCUGCUCCCUUUGGCGUACUAUUUCUACGGAACGCAAAGGGCUCUGGAGCCAUAUUGUUUUUUUCAGCGCGAAAUGGACGCGAACAAUGCUCGACCGCGCUGGUGCAAGUCCUCUCGUUGUUUCAGCCCGCUUCGACGAGACGAUUGACCACGUGGAACUACUAUCAUCCUUGCUGGAGAACGUGGGCAGGAUAGAAGAUCUCCACUUUGAGGGUUCCGAACCCGACGGGUACCGGUUGGCGCAGGCUUUGGAUAGUGUUUCCGGUUGCCUCGGCACCGUAGCGCUGAGAUCAUUAGCCCUCUUACAGAUUCCACAGGCAGAUCGGACGGGGUACCACACCUCACGUCUUCCGACCUCUCUGUCACGCGAUUGUACGCUGAAGAAACUAUACUUGAGGGGCUUUGGGCUAUCGGACAAUGACUUUCGCUUAGAGACGAUGAACGUGCUGGAGGAACUAUGGUUAGAAAAUGACAUUCAAUCGGACAAUAUUGAAGGCAGCCUGCUUCAUUUGCCCAAUCUUACGCAUCUUCAUCUCGCCGUUUCUCCAUACGACUGCCCCGAAGUAUUCGCCGCCCUCCGGCUAUCGCGUCCGCUUCAGUACUUCGGUUUUGAGAUUGAACCAUCCGAGGAGCGCGGCAGUUUCCUCUUUACCGACGCUAGCAUUAAUUUGUCUCAUUGCAUUGGCAUUCGCAACGUAGACCAGACCUCUGAGGGCAAUCUGACUGUAGCCCUUCGCAUCGGUCUCGACGGGGGCCCAUGUUACGACGAAUCAGAAUUUAUACUGGCAGCUUGGCCGAGAAACAUAGCUGGCCCUUCGCAUGUAAUGAACUAUGCCCGUCAAGGCAUAAUCCCCCUUCUUCCUUACGACACUGCGCAAUGGUCUACAGAUACUAGGCUCCAAGAAGCAGCCGAAGUACUGGAAGUCCGUUCAUCUUUCACGCGCACCAAUCCAUGCCUGUAUGUUUCCAGUUGGCUUGAAGGCUAUAUGGACCCCAAGUUCGAGAGCAACUGUUUACCUAUGCUGGCAAAGGCAUUUACGCUUUGUGACGUUGUAUUUGUCAGCUUCUCCAACUGCUUUUACUUACACCCGCGCCAAGAAAACAUGCGUAGCUUUUUACGGAGUAUGCCUUCAUUGCACAUUAUCGAAGGCAGAUUCAUUACUCCAGCACUUCUGACCAUUGCUCUGGCGCCUCAGGAUGGAUAUGUUCCCAUGCCAAAACUAUCCGAGGUCUGGCUCUUCAAUAUUUUGCGUCCUUUUCAAGCAGAGGAUGACGAUGAUGAGCAAAUGUACAGGGGGGAGAUUGAAAUGCAGGCAUCAGCUCCCACACUUCUGGCAUGUCUCACUGCACGAGUUCAAGCAGGCACUACACUGGCCAAACUCCGACUGACAAGAUGCGAACCUCUGGAUGUCAGAGAACGAGAAUCAAUAGUUGCAUUAGGUACCGAAGUAGAGGAAAUCCAAUGCCAAGGUCCAAGUACUGCCCCGUAA
This is a messenger RNA of Coniophora puteana RWD-64-598 SS2, 1842 nucleotides long. RefSeq lists its product as uncharacterized. The record is from RefSeq and is a predicted model, not a curated record. Bases 1 to 1842 code for a protein of 613 amino acids. NCBI's taxonomy places the organism in Eukaryota, Fungi, Basidiomycota, Agaricomycetes, Boletales, Coniophoraceae. The transcript is spliced from 3 exons.